This is a messenger RNA of Tachysurus fulvidraco (yellow catfish), 2117 nucleotides long. RefSeq names its product ELL associated factor 1 (gene eaf1). Gene Ontology annotation, molecular function: transcription elongation factor activity. NCBI's taxonomy places the organism in Eukaryota, Metazoa, Chordata, Actinopteri, Siluriformes, Bagridae. Gene Ontology annotation, cellular component: super elongation complex. Gene Ontology annotation, biological process: regulation of transcription elongation by RNA polymerase II; positive regulation of DNA-templated transcription. The transcript is spliced from 6 exons. The coding region runs from base 136 to 897 and encodes 253 amino acids. The record is from RefSeq and is a predicted model, not a curated record.
UUUGUAAUGUGAGCGGAAGUCUUCGCUUGUCAACAAGUUGUGUGUUGUGUGAAGACGUUACAGAGAGAAUCUGCACGUUGAUCAGCCCGCAGGUGAAUAAAUGUAGAUGUGAGGGCUGAUUCGCUUCUUACAGUCAUGAACGGAAGCUGUAAUGCUGUGCUGGAUAAAGAGGAACAUGUUUUAAAUCUUGGAGAGAGCUUCGAGAAAAGAGCCAAAUCCUCGUUCCACACCAUCAGAUAUGAUUUUAAGCCGGCUUCGAUCGACACGUCGUGUGAAGGAGAGUUGCAGGUGGGAAAAGGAGACGAGGUCACCAUCACGCUACCACACAUACCAGGUUCGACGCCUCCAAUGACCGUCUUCAAAGGCAACAAGCGACCGUAUCAGAAAGACUGCGUCCUGAUCAUCAACCACGACACGGGUGAGUUUGUGCUGGAGAAGCUGAGCAGCAGCAUUCAGGUCAAGAAAACCAGAGCUGAGGGCAGCAGUAAGAUUCAGGCUCGGAUUGAGCAACAGUCAGUGAGAGCCAGUCAGCCUGUGUCUCAAUUUCGAACGCCCACUAAACCCAGCAGCGGUGUGAAGACGUCCCCGAGUAAGGACAACCCGUCUCCUGAACCACAGCUAGACGACAUCAAGAGAGAGCUGCGGGCAGAGGUGGAGAUCAUAGAGCAGAUGAGCAGCAGUGGCAGCAGCAGCUCAGACUCGGGCAGUUGUUCAGGCAGCGGAGACGACAGUUCCAGCAGUGAUGGAGAGCAGGAGAGCACAAACCUCCACCUGUCCCCCAGCCGAGAGCCUCUGAGCAAUGGCACAGAAAAAUCACAGGGUAACAACCAGCUGAUAAACACGCUGAGAAACGAUCUACAGCUGAGUGAAUCAGGCAGCGACAGCGACGAUGAUUGACGUCUUUCCAUCAUCCCUCGCUCAACACUCUUUUCUUUGUCAUGACACCCAGUUUUGUCCCAACCCCUUAUAUGCAUAUAUAUAUUUUUAUUAGAUUAUUUUUAUUUUAUUAACAUAUAUUUUAAGGCUUGUUACAGGGAAAAAGCAUCGUGUGGAAAAAAAAAGAUGUUGGUAUCAUUGCUGUGUGUUUAAAUAGUUUGGCUUGUUUUUGACCAAAUUCGGGUUACACUCUUUAUUUCAUGCUAAUAUCAUACUCUUUCAGUCCGUUCAGGAUUUCUUGCAAAAUACAAUAAAAAACUACUAGAAUUGUUGAAAUCACAAACACAUGGUUAACCUGUAACUUUAGUGACGUUCUACAAGAGCUGCACUCAUGUUUGACGCACGUGAGUGAACCAUGGUUCAUGAUGACGUCAUAUAUGCGAUUGUUCACUGCUUUUGUAACUCACGUUUAUCAGAUGGAAGAUACUCUACAGAUCCUCUGUGUGUGUAUAUUUUGCAUUCAUCAGUUUUCCACUGGACACAAACCGGGAGAAUUAAAAAUCCACUAUGGAUUGUGGGGUAGCGAGUUUACGUACGUUUCCGACAAGCGAAUAAUUGCACGGAUGCGUGUCAGUAAUCGCCGCUGUAAAUAAACCAAAAAGGGAGAAUCUAUUUUCAGAAAAACAUUGAAAUCAGAAUCUGUUUUUCGAAUAAACGCGACACAAUUUUUCAGGUUGAAACAGACGAUAUGAAGGUAUAAAUUCACAACGUGUGCAGUGGAUUUUUUUAGUCUGGGUUCGCUUACAUUUUGUGUAAAUGCACCUCUUGCUAGUAAAGUUCAUAUUUUUUCUUUGUUUUAUUCUCUACCACCACCGUGCUGUGAACCGAACUAAGAUCUGCAGUGAUUUGUCCUCGCUGUUCCUCUGCACUUAUUAAGUUUAUCUGAAGCUGCUUACGUCAAAAAAAAAAAAAAAGAAUGUCACAUGACAUGACGAUUGCUUCUUCUGUAAAAACAAAGAAGGAAAUGUAUAACUUGAACAGUGUAAUGUAAUGUAAAAAAAAAAAAAAAAGGAUUUUAGCAUUAAUUUUAGCUUUGUGUAUAGAUUUUUGAUCCAUUUUCACCCAGUCCUAAGAGUCAAGGACAGUAUUUUGACAUAUAAAUGCCUUUUGCUCUUCAUGUUUUACCUUCAUUUGGAAUGUUCUUUGUUAUUGGAGCAAUAAAGAGCUGUUUUCUGCAAGUC